CUAAUGCGAUACACCUUUGAGUCGAAGUCAUGUGAAACUCUUGUGGACACCGAUGGGCGCCGAGAGAUAAUAAACACCGAAAGUGGUCCUAAAUAUGGGAACGUCUGCGCUCUUUAUCAUAGUUUGUUACGGCUCUAUUUGAUUGAUCUCAAGACUCGACACUUGAUUCCCAUUGAUUUCCCCUUACCUUCCGUCCAACUCAUGGACUUCAGAGACAAUCUCGUGAUAGCCGUCGGCUCCGCCAUUAAUGUUAAGCCCAAUGUGUUUGUCGGUCGACUCGACGAUAACAUACCGGAACCGUCGAUAGAGUGGUCACAAAUUGGGACCAAUUCUAGUGAUUCACUGAAAGACAUAAGUGUUGAGAGCUAUUGGAUUCCCGUCACUGAAGACCCCAACAAACUAUUGACAGCCAUUCUGGUCAGCCCUCAAGCAGUCAAAUCAGAGGCGGCGCCCACUAUAGUCCUACCCCACGGCGGACCCCAUGUUAUUGAUUAUAACACUUAUAUGUCUUAUUCAAACAAAUUCGCAUCAAUGGUCUGUUCUUUAGGAUUUAAGACAUUAUUAGUCAACUACAGGGGAUCGUUAGGUGUGGACGAGGAGUACGUGUCGUCUCUCAUCGGACACGUCGGCGAUCGGGACGUCAAAGAUGUCAUUCAAUGCGUGCAAUACCUGUGCGAUAGAGGACUCGUCGACUCCCAUCGACUCGUGCUUUACGGCGCCUCUCACGGAGGGUUUCUCGUGACACACCUGUCCGGUCAGUACCCGCACUGGAACUUCAAAGUCUGUGUGUCAGAGAAUCCAGUCAUAGACUUGUCAACCAAUCCCGACGGCACCGACAUCCCUGACUGGUGUUAUGUGGAGGCGUUCGGCACAUCCCUGUCCUAUAAAAGCGAUGCAGUCUUAGAGUCCAUGAGCGCCAAAGUCAUGUCCGAGCGCUCGCCCAUCCAUUGGGCGCCUAACGUAAAGGUGCCGACGCUUAUGGUGUUAGGCAAACGGGACCGUCGGGUGCCCUCCACUCAGGGACUCAAAUACUACCGCUUAUUGAAGGCCAGGGGUGUGAAAACCCGGUGCUAUGUCUACGACGACGGCCACUGUCUUGCGGAUGUCAGUGUCGACGGAGACCUCUUCGUAAACGUUUGUCUUUGGAUUUUACAGCAUUUGAAUGAAUGA
This is a messenger RNA of Oppiella nova, 1170 nucleotides long. The record is from the annotation of a GenBank genome assembly. NCBI's taxonomy places the organism in Eukaryota, Metazoa, Arthropoda, Arachnida, Sarcoptiformes, Oppiidae.